Molecule: messenger RNA, 1845 nt
Organism: Macroventuria anomochaeta
Lineage: Eukaryota; Fungi; Ascomycota; Dothideomycetes; Pleosporales; Didymellaceae
Product: Zn-dependent exopeptidase
Exons: 1
Coding region: 302-1780 (492 amino acids)
Biological process (GO): proteolysis
Molecular function (GO): metallocarboxypeptidase activity; zinc ion binding
Source: RefSeq, a predicted model, not a curated record
AAACCCUCGGCCUGGAUUUGCGGGGGACAACCUCGUACCUAUCAUUCAUCUUUGCAUGCAGAUAACCAGCUCGGACCUACUGCUAUCGUGAGUGUUUUGCGCGGCCAAGACCGCCGCGGUCUUGGAAGGGUGUCCCAAUCGGGAAGGAGGUCUUCUAUGGUGACCAGGAACCUGUCGACUGUACUCAUCUAUAGGGUGGUUACGGGAUGAACGACAUACCCCUCACCAUGUAUAAAGUCUGUGUGGAGGUCCUCGUUUGUACUACACGGGCUUUACCCUCUACUCUCUGCCACACAUUACCAUGAAGGUAUCCACCCUUCUCAGUCUGCUGCCUACAGCAGCUCUUGCACACGACCUGCUGAGUGUAGCUUUCUUCGCAAAAGAGAAGACUCAAUUGCUGGACUUUGUUUCGGACAACGAACACAUCGACUAUGGCUGCCGUCCGGUGGUCAUUCCUUCCAACAAUGAGCACAAACUCCACGCUAUGCUCACUGAGGAGCAAGUCCAUCACUAUAGGAGGAGCCUGGAUGCUGGCGCUAUUCGUGUUGAGACUCUCGACCAUCUGAACAAGCGACAGACUGCAACGGCACCCAUUGGUAAGGGCGACCGCUUCAAGGGAGGCAAGGUUGCCCCUCGCGGCUUAGGUAACCAGAAGCCUGAUGUGUAUGGCUCAUACCAGAGGGCUGGUAUUCUGAACGCCGACGAAGUCUACACGGCACUGAAAGGCCUAGAGAAAGAGUAUGGUCUGGAACUGUUCAAGGCACCAUAUAAGACCUUCGAAGGCAACACAGUUUGGGGCGGUGUAGCCAACAAAGCUGAGAAGAUCAAGAAGGGCAAGCAACACAUCUACUUCACUUCCGGUAUCCACGCUCGUGAGCGGGGUGGUCCAGACAAUCUGAUCUACUUCAUCUCGGAUCUUCUGUACGCCAACAAGCACCGCAAGGGCCUGACCUACGGCAACAAAACCUACACCAACUCCGAUGUCAAGAAAGCCCUUGGCGCAGGAAUCGUCUUCAUCCCCAUGACCAACCCAGACGGCGUCCGCCACGACCAGGCGAACAGCAAUCUCUGGCGCAAGAACCGCAACCCUGCUUCUUCCGUCUCCGGCAUCAACGCCAGCGUCGGCGUAGACCUGAACCGCAACUUCGAUUUCCUAUGGAACUUCACCAAGCACUUCGACCCCUCAGUCUCUCCCGCGUCGACAAACUCGUCAUCCCAGGCUUUCUACGGGACUGCGCCGUUCUCAGAGCCAGAGACACGCAACAUGAAGUGGGUGUACGACAUAUUCCCCAAGAUCAGGUGGUUCAUCGACGUGCACUCUGCUGCAGGCACGCUGCUGUACUCCUGGGGCGAUGAUAUCAACCAAUCCAAUGAUCCUAAGCAGAGCCAGUUCAACCCUGCUUACGACGGUAAGCGCGGCGUUGUGAACGACACACUGUACCGCGAGUACAUUGAAGAGGAGGACUGGUACAAUAUCGAGCUGCAGGCAAACAGGACCACCGCUGCUAUGGUGUCGGUUGGUGGGCGAACAUACGUGCCGCAGCAGGCUGUUGGUCUGUACCCGACGAGCGGUGCGUCUGAUGAUUGGGCGUCUAGUCGCUGGUACGGAGACAAGAAGCUCAACAAGGUGCAUGGAUACACGCUGGAGUUUGGGUACCCUACAAACUUUUACCCAACCGCGGAGGAGUACGUUCAGAACAUCAUUGACACCAAUGCUGGUUUCAUGGAGUUCAUUCUUACUGCCGAUGAAAUUGGUCUGAAGGAUGAACGGAAUGAAUGAGGGAAAGGUUGAUGAUGUUAUGAGAUACGAGGUGACGAAGUUGUGAAGUAGUUGUAGACUUGAAU